Papaver somniferum (opium poppy) is the source of this 2617-nucleotide messenger RNA. Its product is annotated as putative F-box protein At1g32420. The record is from RefSeq and is a predicted model, not a curated record. The transcript has 4 exons. The coding region runs from base 932 to 2389 and encodes 485 amino acids. NCBI's taxonomy places the organism in Eukaryota, Viridiplantae, Streptophyta, Magnoliopsida, Ranunculales, Papaveraceae. Gene Ontology annotation, molecular function: protein binding.
UUCCUCUCUAUGUUCUCUUUCUCUUGAGUUUUCCUUCUGCAACAGAAAUCGAGCCAUGACUUGAUGUGUUAUCUAAUCCCGCUAAUCCAGUUACCAAAAAUUCCAUUAUCUUCUUCUCUCUAUUCUGCAUAUGCAUUAGUAAUACUUGCUUUGAUUAUGACUUUCAGAAUUAUGGUUUAACUUAGCUGGCUGCUUUCAUAAACGUAUUUCGGCAGGUGGUUUUGCAGGUCAUGGACAGGCUUAGGGUUCGAGAUGGAAGAAAAGAAAACCGUGGAAUCUAUCAAAGUAAGACUACUAUUUUUUUAGGGUAUUGAUUUGAUCUAAUUUGGGUUUGUUUUGUUGUGUGAAUUUUAGCAAGGAGGUUAUCAAUUGCACAAGUUCUGAUUGUGAUUUCUCAAAAACAGAAAUCUGCUCUUAAUGGAUAAUAAGAUUUUCAUGAAUUUCAUAGUUUGGGGAAUAAUUGGUGGUGAAUUAUACAGGGGUGGUACCUAAGAACCUUAUAUGGAAGUUUGAGCCAUUGUUCCACGAGGGUUAUAAUUACUUUCUUAAGCGGCUCAACAUUUGCCUCUACGAAACCCAAUUUGCACCCGUCACUGGAUGAACGCCAAUACGCCAUGCUAUUUAACUUUUCUUUUCCUGACCUGCAAUCGCACCUCAACAACACUUAUCUGACUGGGGUAAAUAUGGAAAGUACAGACCCGGCCCGGCCGCGUUUGAAAACCCUAGUGGCCUUAUAUAAAUAGACUACGAUGGAUGUGAAGGAUCUCCAUUCCGCUUUGAACCUCCUACCGCUACCUCUUCCUUGUUGUAAAAUUUCCGACUGAAUUAGAUUCUGGCCUCCGGUCUGCUUCUCAUCAGAGCAACAACCACCUCUAGGCGGAAGAGAUCUGAAGUUUGUUUCUCUCUUUCCACAACAAAUUGUGUAGGGACAAUGGAAUGCAAAGGGGGUACUGAAGUGCAAGCGGUUGCCGCACCUGGCAAUAAAAAAACCUCUGCAGUCAACAGGAACAAAGGGAGCUAUGGUGAUGAUAUCUCUAGUUCAAUCCAUUGUCUUCUUCUGAAUAAGGAUAACCUUGUCGGUGCUGGUAACUCUAGCUGCAGUAAUAGGCUUGAUGAUGAUACAAUAGUUUGCGAGAUGCUAAGUAGACUCCCUGUGAAGUCGCUGACACGGUUCAAGUGCGUAUGCAAACAUUGGUUGUAUUUGAUCGAACAAGACCCAUACUUCAUUGAUUUACAUCUUAGUCGAUCAAAUACACGCACAUCUCUUUUCUAUGUGAUUUCACCGUCAACAAAGGAUCAGCGCGACGCAAAAUUCACACAUAAGGGACAUGAUCAGUUUCUCUUGACGGCAGAUUUAUCUUUUGAAGGGGUAGGCAGAGUAGAGGUCCAGACCAUAAGGAAGACAAAUAUGUUCCGUUGUAAUCAAAUUUUGGGAUCCAUAAAUGGUUUGAUAUGUUUCGUCGACACAAACAAGUAUGCUGUUCGCAUAUAUAAUAUCAGCACAAGAGAAGCAUCGCCGUGGAUACAUUCAAAAUUAUUACUAAAUGAGAAGGAAAAGCAUCCUACCAUAGAUACACAACGUAUUCAUGGUACAAGCUAUAGAUUUGGAUAUGAUCCAGCCACCAAGGAAUACAAAGUGUUAUGUAUCUGGCGUAUAACUUUCAGAAAAGCCGGAUUAUCGCUAAAAGGAGAAAACGACGUCGUUGACGACUAUGACAAAAUUUCAGUCUGCGAGAUCUUGACUUCAGGCAAUAGUACAUGGAGAAAAAUUGAUGCCGUGCCACCUUGUAAUCUAGGGGAAGGUAUUCCCGAUGUGUACGCAAAUGGCUCUAUUUAUUGGUGCACUAAGAUGUGGCUCGGUUGUCCUAUAAGCAUAGCAGCAUUUGAUUUUGGAACUGAGAAGUUUAGAAUGAUCGAAAUCCCUAAACUCAUUCGGGAUCAACCUUUGGAUCCUGAUCCACUUUACCACCACUACGUUAGUCUAUUGGAAUUGGAUGGAUGUUUAGGUAUAAUUCGUAGAAUAAGUGAUUACGUUUGCAAGCUAUGGAUAUUUAAUGAUGAUCAUCAUCGUCAAAGAGACAACGAGAAGGUGGGUGGUGAAAUCUGGAGUGAAGAGACUAUCCCUUUACCUUUUCCUUGGGAUAGAACCCGGUGGCUUUAUUUUAGUGAGGUUGUUGGGACAUAUGAGUUAAUCUUAAGAGACUAUCAAAUUGUUGGGGGACGCAUAAGCCGUAUCCCUCUUUAUUCUUACCAUCGGAAAGAAAAGAGUUUCAAAGAGAUUAAAACCGAUGGCUCCCCCUUUUUAGAUCCAGAUGCUUACUCUUUUGAAAAGCUUACAACAUAUGUGGAAAACCUUGUACCUGUUCGACAGCAGAGAAGAAACAAUUAGUGAUAAUCUAGUCUGAUCAUAAAGCGGGGCACGGCUUACUUUUAAUAUCUGGUUACUCUUUUUUUCUUAUUAACUAGGUAUCACCGGCGCCGGCUCAACCUCUAGUUAUAGUUAGUUGCAAGCAUCACAUAGUUUUCGGUAUUGGACUCGUGAUUCUUAGCUUGAAAAAUCAUAUAAAAAUAUUUCAAAAUAUCAAUAAUAUGAUUGUUGUCCAGGUGCUUCCAUUAA